This is a messenger RNA of Dichomitus squalens LYAD-421 SS1, 2983 nucleotides long. RefSeq lists its product as uncharacterized. The coding region runs from base 62 to 2896 and encodes 944 amino acids. NCBI's taxonomy places the organism in Eukaryota, Fungi, Basidiomycota, Agaricomycetes, Polyporales, Polyporaceae. The transcript is spliced from 2 exons. Gene Ontology annotation, cellular component: COG complex. Gene Ontology annotation, biological process: retrograde vesicle-mediated transport, Golgi to endoplasmic reticulum; Golgi organization; intracellular protein transport. The record is from RefSeq and is a predicted model, not a curated record.
UGCUUUCCUGCUAUUCGGCUUUCGAGCUUGUUGCGAGCUGAUAGCAGCCACUAACACUGGAAUGGCGUCAGCGGGACAGAGGCAGCAAAGACCCACGUCCAUCGAAAUAAAUGGCGCCUCUCCCAUUUUAGAGUCGUCGUCUGAGCUGCUUAACUCGCUCGAGGACCACGAAGACGUGGUUUCCUGGAUAAACGACAUCCUCGGUGUCUCUGAGGAACCUACAGAUGCCGACCGACCUGCAGCCUUGACGGAGCUCGACCGACGCGUCUCGCAUCUGGUCGGGACCUUGGAGAUUGCCUCCGAGGACACUUCUGCCCAGGUCGACCGGCUCAUUGAGGACAUCUCGCGCGGUGCGUCCAGGCUCACGUACGACCUCCAUUUCAUGCGUGAAAGUGCGCUUUCCCUGCAAGGCAUUCUGGGCAAUGUCGAGCUCAAGUCCAAGUCGUCUCUCGGGACGGAGACGGAUGCUGCGUUGGAGAGACUUCACUACCUCGACACCGUCAAACGGAACAUGGAGGCUACACGAGAGGUACUACGGGAGGCGGAGAGCUGGAGUACACUCGAGAGCGACGUCACUUCGUUACUUGGGGAGAAGAACUACGAGAAGGCAGCGGAACGGUUAUCCGAAGCGUCGAAGAGUAUGGUCGUAUUCGAGAACACACCGGAAUAUGAGAGCAGGAGGACCCUCAUGGUCAGCUUGCAGAACCAACUGGAGGCGUCGCUAAGCUCUGCCCUCGUCGCUGCAGUCAACUCACAGGACGUCGCGGUGUGUCGCAACUACUUCUCCAUAUUCGCCAACAUCCGGCGUGAAUCAGAGUUCCGUAACUACUAUUACGGGUCGCGACGAGGCCCACUCGUGGAAGAAUGGCAGCAUACGCAUCUCCGCGACUGCGAUCCGACUUCACCUGCCGAGCCAUCCUCCAUCACUUUCUCGUCCUUCCUGCCGACUUUCUACGCAUCUUUCCAGAGGAUCCUGCAGACUGAAAGGUCGUCCAUUCCUGCUAUUUUCCCUGAUCCUCGACCGACGCUCUCCGCCCUCAUCACCUCCACUCUUUCCGCCCUCCAGCCAUCCUUCUCUCAGCGCCUCGAAGCGGUGUCGACCCAUUACGGCGCCGUCGCACUUCCCCAGCUGAUAUCGGCGUACCGCGCAACCGAAGAGUUCGCAACCGCUACCGAGAAAAUUAUGGAGAAGGUCAGCUACGCAGUCCCCAUUCCCUCUGGCGAGAAGCCUGCAGGACGCUUGCGCCGCCGCUCUUCUGCGCGUAUGUCGCUUUCGAUGGCGCGGCGCACCACCCGCGCUUCGAUCAGCGGAACUGGUGCUCUCGCACCUCUGACGCUUGAUUGGGACCAGGAGCUCUUCGAACCCUUCCUUGACUUUCAGGUGGACUACGCUACACUGGAAACACGCUUGGUUGAGGAUGCCCUGAAGGGCGCGCUGGCGGCCGAGUCUCGGGGUCGCGUCGACAAUGCGCGCCUGCUACGAGAGCGCGCUGUGGACAUCUUUGGAGUUGCCGAGGACGCUAUAGGGCGCUGUACGGCAUUCACGCAUGGAUACGGGGCGCUGGGUCUCGUGCAAGCGACAGACCGCCUCUUUGCCGCCUUCGCGGACGAAUCAAGGGCUGAGAUUGGGUCACGGCGCAGUGGACAGGGCGGCGGGUCCCUUGCUGCAUCCACGUCUGGCGAGGACUUGUCAGACCUCGACUACACCGCGGAGGAUUGGGCGGACAUUCAGGCCCUGCUACACUUUCUGGAGGCCGUUCGCACGCUGCUUGACCGGAUGGUCAUGUUCGAGUCAAAACUUCGUGCGAGUCUUGUUCAGAUCUCGACGACGUUGCGCCCGGCGAGGAACGACCCUGCGGGCAUAUUCGUGUCGGGGGCGAACAGGGGAAAGCUUCAACUGCUGAUGCAGUCCGGUCUCAACUCUGCGGAGCUGCAAGAGCUAUUGAAUAAAGUCGACCCGGAACCUUCUGUCCCGCAGACCGCGCGGGGCGAGACGUUCCUCACGCCUACUCCUCCGACGCCGGACCCCCGACGGUCCCCGCAUCUUUUUGCUAAUAGCCCUCCAUCCCUCGCGCCUCCCCCACCUCUUCUUACGGGUGGCCGUAGCGCGAUAUCUGAGUUGGCGAGGGUGUGUCAGCAAGCGCUGCAGGAUACCAUCCUGUCCCCUCUGCACAAAUACCUUGCGUCGUACGCAUCGUCUUCGCUAUGGUCCACGCCAGGUGACCCGAAGGCGAGGCGUCCCGCCACUUCAGGCAGCGCGCUGAGCGAAGUCCAGGUCCCCACCUUCUCGCUCUCGCCCAGCAGCACUAUGCAGCACGUCGCGGAAGGAUUGCUGAACCUGCCGCGGUUGUUCGAAGUGUACGCGGAUGACGAUGCGCUCGCCUUCUCGCUCGAGACUCUCCCGUUUCUAAAUGCAGAGAUGCUCCGGGGUCUGACGGAGCCCCCGCCCUCACUAGAACCGUCGCUCUCGUCGUCCAGCAUCUCGCACAACCGCCGAUCCUCCUCGCUCUCCCUGAAAGCUUCCCCCGUCUCCGCCGGGGGCUCCCCAGCGCCAGCAGCACCUCCCCCCGUGCUCACGCCAGAGGUGGUUUCAGCGGCGUGGCUGUCGUCGCUCGGGCUCUCGCUCGUGUCUCGCCUGACGUCAGACGUACUGCCACGCAUUCCGAAGCUCACGCCUGCGGGCGCGGCGCAGCUUUCGUCGGACCUUAGCUACCUGUCAAACAUCGUCAUGGCGCUCAACGUCGAGUCCCCUGAGCUGGAGAAGUGGCGGGAGUGGGUCGACCUCGACGACGCGGAGGGUCGUGUGAAGGUAAGGGAGGCGAGGGAGGCGCUCGCUCCUGGGGAGAAGGAGGAUGCGGUUAUGGCUGCGGUCGUUAGGUUAAGGGGGUGGGUUUAAAGUGCGUAGUCGUUCUCUUGAGUUCAGAUAUAGACUUGGCGGUUUGAACCGUUGAGUUACUGGCUUAAACAAUACCAUCGUUUCCUU